Messenger RNA from Pecten maximus, 3945 nucleotides. RefSeq names its product ankyrin-2-like. Lineage: Eukaryota; Metazoa; Mollusca; Bivalvia; Pectinida; Pectinidae. Gene Ontology annotation, molecular function: protein binding. The coding region runs from base 166 to 3768 and encodes 1200 amino acids. The record is from RefSeq and is a predicted model, not a curated record. The transcript has 10 exons.
AGAGUUAUCUACCUUUGACAGCUUCUCCAGUUUGACCCGACGUCCGACCGAUUGUCAACAUCAAUAUCCUCCCAUCAUUUCGUGUAUUUGUGUUGACCUACUGGCAUUCUUUGCUUGAUUCUGAUCUGAAGAAAUUACAUAUCACAGUCAAAAAGGAAAGCCACGAUGGAUAGAGAGAAGAAGAUGAAUGUGAUAGAGUUCAAAAGGUACCAGUCUGAGUUGUAUGAAAGUAUUAUGAGCAGAGACCCAAACUGUAUGGAACUUGUGAAGAAAUAUGAAGAGAUCAUCCAAAAAGAAAUUGAAAUAAAUGUUGGUUCAUUGUGUAGAUGCGGGAGAGAAAUUGAACAUCAUUUUAUACAAGAGCCUCAUCAAUCAAAACCAGCGAUUGACAAGAUAUCGGAGAUGAUCCGUCGUGGUGAGUGUAAAUGUGGUUACGAUGGUCCUGGCUAUCGUAAAGAUGGGGUCGUCAGACUGACUUUUGUCCACAUUGCCGCCUCAUCUAACAACGUAGAACUGUUGCGACUGCUUUCAUCCCAUACACACUUGUUCAAACAACACACAUGGAUGAUGAAUCUCUCCCCUAUUUUCAUUGCUGUGACCCUGAGAAAUGAGGAAGCAAUUGAUUUCCUCCUCACACAAGACAUUGAUAUAAAUGCUGUGUGUACCUCAGACCGGUUGACAGUUCUGAUGCGAGCUGUGCAACAAAAAAAGGUCAAUCUAGUGAAGCGACUUUUACAAUUUCCUGGAAUCGAUAUAAAUAUUAAGAGUCUGCGUGAAGAAACUCCAACCUCACUGGCACUACGUUGGCAAAGUAAAGAGAUAUUUGACAUUUUGAUAGACACUGGAGCUGAUAUCAACGUUACCCCUGGAGCGGGGGCAACCAGUUUACUCAUGAUAGCUAUCACGAAAGGAAUGGAAUAUGUUACCAAGCUGCUUGAAAAAGGUGUGGAUGUUAAUUACACCAAUCCUCGCAACGAGACAGCUAUGCACUACGCUGUGUAUGUGGAUAAUGUCAAUGCUGUACAAGCCUUGUUGGAUGCUAAUGCUGAUCCGAAUGUAAGAGUGAAGAGUGAUCUAAUGACUCCAAUAGUCUUUGCGGCAAAUCAAGGCGAGACAGCAGUGGUGGAAGUCCUGGCUAAAGGUGGUGCAGACAUCAACUUAAGCUCUGUUCAGGGGUAUAAUGCAGUGCAUAUGGCAGCCUGGAAUGGCUACACAGCCAUGCUGAAGUCGUUGUUGGAAUGUGAAGGGGUAGAACACGACAAGGUCACGUGUGACAAAAACUCUCCUCUAGGGUUGGCAUGUCAUGGAAACCAUGCUGUGGCAGUAGAAAUGCUGCUGCCACGCGGUUGUAACGUCAACAACCAAGAUAAGGACAAUGAUACUGCCUUGUUGUAUGCUACAUACAAUGGUAUGACAGACACUGUGAGAUUACUACUUCAACACGGAGCAGAUCCUGACCUCUGGAAUAGUACAAAUGUUUCACCCCUAUGGAACGCUGUAUACGGAAAACACAGGGAGAUUGUAAAGUUACUGCUUGGAGCAAAUGUAAAAUUGGAGGUGAGUAGCAUUGGAACAAACCAACACUCCCACAGCAAUGAUCCAGUGCCACUGUUCCCGUCUCCGAAGACCACUCUAUAUGUAGCAGUCCGCAAUGAGUGUACAGAUAUAGUGUACCUUCUUCUGUCGGCGGGAUACAACAUAAAUAGAGAACAAUGGCUACAAAUGGAAGAAUGUCCCGAAUUGGAGCAACAGGCGAACAUUGUGGCAAUGCUGAGGAAGAAGGCUAGUCAGCCGCCUCGUUUAAUUUCUAUCUGUCGUAACUAUUUCAGAGGGUAUGGUAAUCCACGAGAGUUAACGGAACUUGUCAAAGCCCUCGAUCUACCAAGAUAUUUGAAAAAUUAUUUGUUGUUGACGGAGUUAUUGACUGAUUCCUGUUUGAAGCUGCUGAUAUCCUCCUUUGGAAAAAAAAUGUCACAGACGGAAAGGAAAGCAAUGAUAGAUAAAGAGGAAAUGGAUAAGAUAGAAAUCCGAAGGUGUCAGUCAGAGUUGUAUGGAAGUAUUAUGAGUAGAGACCCAAACUGUAUGGAACUUGUGAAGAAAUAUGACGAGAUCAUCCAAAAAGAAAUUAAAAUAUGUGUUGGUUCGUUGUGUAGAUGCGGGAGAGAAAUUGAACAUCAUUUUAUACAAGAGCCUCAUCAAUCAAAACCAGCGAUUGACAAGAUAUCGGAGAUGAUCCGUCGUGGUGAGUGUAAAUGUGGUUACGAUGGUCCUGGCUAUCGUAAAGAUGGUGUCGUCAGACUGACUUUUGUCCACAUUGCAGUCUCGUCUAACAACGUAGAACUGUUGCGACUGCUUUCAUCCCAUACACACUUGUUCAAACAACACACAUGGCUGAUGAAUCUCUCCCCUAUUUUUAUUGCUGUGGCCCUGAAAAAUGAGGAAGCAAUUGAUUUCCUCCUCACACAAGACAUUGAUAUAAAUGCUGUGUGUACCUCAGACCGGUUGACAGUUCUGAUGCGAGCUGUGCAACACAAUAAAGUGAAUCUUGUGCAGCGACUUUUACAGGUUCCUGGAAUUGACAUUAAUAAAAAGAGUCUUCGUGGAGACAACCCAGCAACGCUAUCGCUACGUUCACAAAGUAAAGAGAUAUUUGACAUGUUGAUAGAGGCUGGAGCAGAUAUCAACAUUACGGGCGGUAAAGGUGAAACAAGUCUUCUGAUGAAAGCUAUCGUUUACGGAAUAAACUAUGUUAUCAAGCUGCUUGAAAAGGGAGUGAAUGUUAAUUACACCAAUCCUCGCAACGAGACAGCUCUUCACUUCGCCGUGUACGCAGGUAAUGCUCAUACUGUGCAAGCCUUGGUGGAUGCUAAUGCUGAUCCAAAUGUUGGAGUGAAGAGUAACCAAAGGACUCCCAUAAUUAUUGCCGCCCUUAGGGGUUAUACUGCGGCAGUGGAAGUCCUGGCUAAAGGUGGUGCAGACAUCAACCUAAGCUCUGUUCCGGGGUAUAAUGCAGUGCAUAUGGCAUCCUGGAAUGGCUACACAGCCAUGCUGAAGUCGUUGUUGGAAUGUGAAGGGGUAGAACACGACAAGGUCACGUGUGACAAAAACUCUCCUCUAGGGUUGGCAUGUCAUAGAAACCAUGCUGCGGCAGUAGAAAUGCUGCUGCCACGCGGUUGUAACGUCAACAACCAAGAUAAGGACAAUGAUACUGCCUUGUUGUAUGCUACAUACAAUGGUAUGACAGACACUGUGAGAUUACUACUUCAACACGGAGCAGAUCCUGACCUCUGGAAUAGUACAAAUGUUUCACCCCUAUGGAACGCUGUAUACGGAAAACACAGGGAGAUUGUAAAGUUACUGCUUGGAGCAAAUGUAAAAUUGGAGGUGAGUAGCAUUGGAACAAACCAACACUCCCACAGCAAUGAUCCAGUGCCACUGUUCCCGUCUCCGAAGACCACUCUAUAUGUAGCAGUCCGCAAUGAGUGUACAGAUAUAGUGUACCUUCUUCUGUCGGCGGGAUACAACAUAAAUAGAGAACAAUGGCUACAAAUGGAAGAAUGUCCUGAAUUGGAGCAACAGGCGAACAUUGUAGCAAUGCUGAGGAAGAAGGCUAGUCAGCCGCCUCGUUUAAUUUCUAUCUGUCGUAACUAUUUCAGAGGGUAUGGUAAUCCACGAGAGUUAAAGGAACUUGUCAAAGCCCUCGAUCUACCAAGAUAUUUGAAAAAUUAUUUGUUGUUGACGGAGUUAUUGACUGAUUCCUGUAAUUGAUACAAGGAGUCAGCGGUAGAUGUUCGUGCCUAGUUAUCAGAAUAAAUAAACAUAUCAUCAAAUACGCUUCUUAAAUAUAAUUGUAAGUUUUUAAAAUUCUUCCUUUCCUAAAUAAUUUAUAUGCUUUGUGAAUAAAGCCUAAAAAGUUUUUCCAUCACCAUAAUAUAGUUCAUCAAA